AUGCUCUUACCAAUAUUAUUAUCGUUAUUUAUAUAUUUGAGAUUAUUAAAUGCUAUAAUUCCAUUUGAUGGAAUUAUUCAUCGAUCAACAGAUGGUACUUCUUAUGCAUAUUUAUCGCCACCAAAAACAGGCAAUCAUGCAUCAUUCAUUGAACAAAUGACACCAUCUGGAACUUUAGCUAUUGCUUGGUUUACUGGAGGUGAAAACGAACCUAAUUGUUCUAUUGCACUUUCACUUUUACAUAUUGAUUCACAACAAUUUACACCAGGUGUUAUUGUUAGUGAACGUGCAAAUUAUUCAAAUCAAAAUCCAGUUCUUUUUUGGGAUAAUCAAGCACAAAUAUUACAUUUAUAUCAUUCAUCACAAUUAGGUAAUGCAGGUGAAACAAAUUCACAAAUAUGGCACGUACAAAGCAAAGAUCAAGGUGCGACAUGGUCAACUGCUGCACCUUUCUAUACUAUAUCAGGUUCAUUUGAUCGUAAUCGUAUUAUUCCAACAAUGAACAACGAUGGUGUAUUGUUUCCAUGUUAUAAUACCACAACAAAUUCUGGUUAUUCAUUUAUACUUCGAUCAUCAUUUAUCAAUUCAUCAUGGACACGUAUUAAUUUACCAUUGACUAAUAACCUUAUUCAACCAUCGAUUAUUCGUUUAAAUAAUUCUCCACAAUUGCGAAGUUUUUUUCGUGAUAGAAAUGCUCAAUCAAUAUAUUAUUCUGAUAGUAAUGAUGAUGGCUCAACAUGGUCACUACCAAAAGUAACAUCUCUACCAAAUAAUGAUGCUGGAAUUGAAGGUUAUACAUUAAAAAAUGGAGCUGUUCUUAUGACAUUUAAUAAUCUUAAUGGAACACAACAACCAAGAUCACCGUUAACCAUUGCACUUUCGUACGACAAUGGGUUGACUUGGCCAUAUAAAAGAACUAUUCAAAUUCAUGCUGAUGAUAAUACGACAUAUAUUGGAGAAUAUUCAUAUCCAUCUUUAAUACAAACUUCAUGGACUGCUCCGGAUGAUAAUGAUAUACAUUUAGUAUAUACAUAUGAUAGACAAACAAUAAAAUAUGUUCGAUUUAACGAAAAAUGGAUUAAACAAGGAUUCUAA
Molecule: messenger RNA, 1095 nt
Organism: Adineta steineri
Lineage: Eukaryota; Metazoa; Rotifera; Eurotatoria; Adinetida; Adinetidae
Source: the annotation of a GenBank genome assembly